This is a messenger RNA of Theobroma cacao (cacao), 1001 nucleotides long. Its product is annotated as Integrase-type DNA-binding superfamily protein. Gene Ontology annotation, biological process: regulation of DNA-templated transcription. NCBI's taxonomy places the organism in Eukaryota, Viridiplantae, Streptophyta, Magnoliopsida, Malvales, Malvaceae. Gene Ontology annotation, molecular function: DNA binding; DNA-binding transcription factor activity. The record is from RefSeq and is a predicted model, not a curated record.
AAACUCAACAAACCAAAACAAUCCUUUGCAAACUGAAAACGCUACUACUGCUACUUACUAACAAUUUCGAAGACAGAAGCGAAGCAAAGAAAUACUCAAAAGACAACCCAGUUUUUCUCUCUUUCUUUUGAUUUAAAUCGUAAGCGAAUGGUGAAAAACAUAAGCGACAGACCUGCAGCUGAGAGAAGCGAUUUACGAUUCAAGGGUGUGCGAAAGCGAAAAUGGGGGAAGUGGGUGUCCGAAAUCAGACUACCCAACAGCAGGGAAAGGAUUUGGUUGGGAUCUUACGACACCGCCGAGAAAGCAGCGCGUGCUUUCGACGCCGCUCUUUUUUGCUUACGCGGCGGCUCUGCUAAGUUCAACUUCCCUGACAACCCACCGGAUAUAGCCGGUGGCAGGUCUUUAACCCCGCCCGAAAUCCAAGCCGCCGCUGCUCUGUUUGCCAAAACGGAGCCUCCGAGGACCCAGGUGGAGCAGUCCACCUCUGGGUUUCAAACGGAGUCCUCAUCACCGUCGAUUUCAGAAGGGACAGUUCAGUUGGAUAGUGACUUGCCAAUGGACGGGUCGUUUAUGGAUCUUUUGACAAUGGGUUCGGAUAAUUAUGCUUCAGAUUAUGGCAUAUUCCCUGGAUUUGAUGAUUUGUCAAGUUAUUUUCUCGGAUCAUCGGUGCCCAACAUCGGUUGUGAAGAGGAUAAUAUUGAAGGGAUUUUAGUCCCAGAAUCUUUUCUUUGGAAUUUCUAAAGCGCGUCAGGGCGAAUUCUGGGCAUUUUAGUAUCCAGAGUUGCAUCCUAUUGAUGGGCCAAUUUUUGUACGGUCCAUCCCUCUUUCUCAUUCUAAAAAAAGAGUCAAAUUAUUGUUUCUAAGUAUAGUUUAAUCGUGAAGUAGAAUGUAAAGUAAAGCAUUGUAGAUUUUUUUUUUUGUAAUUUUUGUAGUAAUUGGUUCAAUUAAAUGAACGAUUACUGUUCUCGAUUUUCUUUUAAUACAAAUUGCUCAUUAUGUCA